UCUGUAUUGCAUUUCUGCACAGUCACGUUUCUGUCUCCGCUGUUUUUUGUAGGUUUGUGGGGCGUUUCAAGUCCAGGAAGGAGAGGGAAGCAGAGAUGGGCGCCAAAGCCAAAGAAUUCACAAAUGUUUACAUCAAGAACUUCGGCGAGGACAUGGAUGAUCAGAGACUGAUGGAGCUCUUUGAUAAAUAUGGUAAAACUCUGAGCGUGAAGGUCAUGACUGACCCCACAGGGAAAUCUCGUGGAUUUGGGUUUGUGAGCUACGAGAAUCACGAAGAUGCUAACAAAGCUGUGGAAGAGAUGAAUGGUACAGAACUCAAUGGUAAGAUGGUGUUUGUUGGCCGAGCACAGAAAAAGAUGGAGAGACAAGCAGAACUCAAGAGGAAGUUUGAACAGCUCAAACAGGAAAGAAUCAGCAGAUAUCAGGGUGUAAACUUGUAUAUCAAGAAUCUUGAUGACACCAUCGAUGAUGAGAAACUUCGUAAAGAGUUCUCUCCUUUCGGCUCCAUUACCAGUGCCAAGGUGAUGCUGGAGGAUGGCAGGUCCAAAGGUUUUGGCUUUGUGUGUUUCUCCUCACCUGAGGAGGCCACAAAGGCUGUGACAGAGAUGAACGGGCGUAUUGUGGGCUCUAAACCACUGUACGUAGCCCUGGCCCAACGCAAAGAAGAACGCAAAGCUCAUCUGACCAACCAGUACAUGCAGCGUAUUGCUGGCAUGAGGGCCAUGCCUGCCAAUGCUAUCAUCAACCAGUUCCAGCCUGCCGGUGGUUACUUUAUGCCAGCUAUGCCACAG
Molecule: messenger RNA, 791 nt
Organism: Sinocyclocheilus grahami
Lineage: Eukaryota; Metazoa; Chordata; Actinopteri; Cypriniformes; Cyprinidae
Product: polyadenylate-binding protein 4-like
Exons: 5
Molecular function (GO): RNA binding
Source: RefSeq, a predicted model, not a curated record